ACGUGAGUCAAGUUGUGGCUAGGAUGAAGCUCCGCCUGCUGUUUCUGCUCAGCGAGGACUUCAGCUGAGACAUGUAGCCCCACUAAAGUCCAUGUCUCCUGUCGGCAGGCUCGUUCAGCUGAGUCUGGUCAAGAAAAUAUAUGAACGGUCAAAGUCAACGUCGGGUUUAACAUAUAGGCCUAAGUGGAACUGGUUGGGUGUUUUCGCAAUGGGUAAUUCAAGUGGGCACAAUAACACUUUAAGUAUCCCGCCUGGUAAAGGCCAGCACCAAGUGGGAUGCACAGACUUGAUGGUGGGCCACACAGUUCAGGGGACCUUCUUUAGACUGUACUACCCGUGCCAAUCAAAAGAGAAUCCUGAGUUGCCAGACUGGGUCCCGUGCCGAGAGUAUUUCAACGGUCUUGCAGACUUUAUGAAGAUGAACAGAGCACUGAGUGAAAGAAUUUUCAACUACAUAUUUGGGUCUUGUAAAAUCCCAGCAGCCUGGAAUGCGUCUUUUAAACCAGAUGGGAAAUAUCCUGUUAUUAUCUUCUCUCAUGGACUGGGAGCUUUCAGGACAUUGUAUUCAGCCAUAUGUGUUGAACUGGCCUCACAGGGCUUCAUUGUUGUAGCUGUGGAACACAGGGAUGAAUCUGCCUCAGCAACAUACUACUUCAGAGAAAACACUGAGCCAGGAACAAAAAGACGUACAUCAUGUGACGUAUCCAAGCCUGUUUCUGAUCAUCUGGAAGAGGAAUGGAUGUACUACAGGUCACUGAAACCAGGCGAGAAUGAGUUUCCUCUAAGAAACAAGCAAGUAAAGCAAAGAGCUGAUGAAUGCAUCAGAGCCUUGGAUAUUCUCUUUGACAUCAAUUCAGGAAAGUCUGUGGAAAAUGUCUUACAGUGUGACUUUGAUUUGUCAACGAUGGAGAAUUCAAUGGAUUUGUGUAGGAUAGCGGUUAUGGGACAUUCCUUUGGAGGCGCAACAGUGAUUGAAUGUUUGUGCAAGGAGGUCAAAUUCAAGUGUGGUGUUGCAUUGGACACCUGGAUGUUUCCUUUGGAUGAGGAGAUUUUCCCAAGAGUGAAGCAGCCUAUCUUUUUUAUUAAUUCAGAGAAAUUCCAGUGGAUUGGGAAUAUUAUCCGUAUGAAGAAGCUGGACUCUGCCAUCAUUCCCAGAAAAAUGAUAACCAUCAAGGGAACAGUCCAUCAGAGCUUCCCAGAUUUCACAUUUCUUACUGGUAACUGGAUUGGAAAGCUCCUGAAACUGAAAGGAGAGCUGGAUCCACAUAUAGCCUUGGAUCUUUCCAACAAAGCAACUUUGGCUUUUCUUCAACGCCAUUUAAAUCUGGAAAGAGACUUCAAUCAGUGGGAUCCUCUAAUUGAUGGAAAAGAUGAUAACUUGAUUCCAGGCACCAAUAUUAUUAUACCACAGUCAUCCAUUUAAUCAAGUAACAUGUAUAAAUGUAAUAAUGAUUUAAACCUUACAAAUGGAGCUACAAAUGGUUGCAUGUUUGAGAAAGGCCCAGUCUAGCAUAAACUAUCAUUGACUGCUGUGUAUGUUUGCUUUGUACCAUGGAUUAGAAAGUGAUCUAUUGUAAAUGAUAUUUAAUGGUAUCUUUAAACAGGGCAGAACUUUAAACUGUUCAGGAUGACUAAUAUAAGCUACUACUGGCCAGCCGCCACACACUUUUCAAAAAAUUUUUAAACACCUCACCUUUUUCCUGUGCCUCAAUGUGUUUUUACAGUUAUGUAAAGCGGACAAGUUAUUAUCAAUGAAAUGUUUUCCACAUUGUUGACUCUGUGAUCAUGGCACAAGGAAGCUUGUGUGGUGCCCUAUCACGAGCAAUAACACCUUUGUAGAAAACAUAACCUCAGGUAGCACAUCAGUCUCAGUGUCUCCUUUAGAUCUCAUGAUCUGUAACUCAAACUUGUGAUUUGCUGAUUUGUAACAGUCAUUGAAAUCAAACAUUUACACUAUACACUACUAAUCAUUUUUAUGAGAUGCAGAACUGAAAAUUAUUUGAAAUUUAGAAAUCACUGGUUUGCAGUACAGCAACAAAAAUGUAAAGUCUUUGUAUGUAUUUUAAAUUGUUUAUUAAACAGAAUAUCUUA
This is a messenger RNA of Myxocyprinus asiaticus (Chinese sucker), 2091 nucleotides long. RefSeq names its product platelet-activating factor acetylhydrolase-like. Lineage: Eukaryota; Metazoa; Chordata; Actinopteri; Cypriniformes; Catostomidae. The record is from RefSeq and is a predicted model, not a curated record. Gene Ontology annotation, molecular function: 1-alkyl-2-acetylglycerophosphocholine esterase activity. The transcript has 11 exons. Bases 92 to 1423 code for a protein of 443 amino acids.